Molecule: messenger RNA, 1014 nt
Organism: Tinamus guttatus (white-throated tinamou)
Lineage: Eukaryota; Metazoa; Chordata; Aves; Tinamiformes; Tinamidae
Gene: SUCNR1
Product: succinate receptor 1
Biological process (GO): G protein-coupled receptor signaling pathway
Cellular component (GO): plasma membrane
Molecular function (GO): G protein-coupled receptor activity
Source: RefSeq, a predicted model, not a curated record
UUAUUCUUUGUAACUUUACAGGCUGCGAAUGAGACAGGCGACUGUCAGCAGAUAGACACUUUCCUAGAAAAGUAUUAUCUUUCCACCAUGUACAGCCUCGAGUUCAUUUUGGGCCUCACUGGAAAUACUAUUGUUGUGUUUGGCUACAUUUUCUGCUUGAAAAACUGGAAAAGUGGCAACAUCUACCUGUUUAAUCUAUCGCUAUCAGAUUUGGUAUUUCUGUGUACUCUCCCCAUGCUCGUGAAGAGCUACUCUACUCAGUGGGCAAACGAGACGUUCUGCCGCAGCAACCGCUUCCUGCUGCACGCCAACCUGUACACCAGCAUCCUCUUCCUCACCUUCACCAGCAUCGACCGGUACCUGCUCAUGAAAUACCCCUUCCGAGAGCAUUUCCUGCAGAAAAGGAAAACGGCCGUUAUCGUGUCCGUGGCCCUGUGGAUCCUGGUGAUCCUGGAGCUGGUGCCGCUGAUGUACUUCCUGGGGCCUAACAGCGCUGUCAGCAACAGCAAGUGCCUUGAUUACGGCAGCUCGGGAGACCCAGCCAAGAGCAUCAUCUACAGCAUGUUUCUGACUGUCUUCGGGUUCCUCAUCCCCCUCUGCGUCAUGUGCUUCUUCUAUGUAAAGAUGGUUAUAUUUCUCAAGAACAGGAACGAGCAACACAACUCCUUCCUGACGCUGGAGAAGCCGCUCUCUCUGGUCAUCCUGGCCGUGGUUAUCUUCUCGGUGCUCUUCACUCCGUACCACGUCAUGCGCAACGUGCGGAUCGCCUCGCGGAUACCGGCGCUGGACGUGCCCCUGUGCACUCAGCACGUCAUCAACGCCGUCUACAUCAUCACCAGGCCCAUCGCGUUUCUAAACAGCGCCAUUAAUCCCGUGUUUUAUUUCCUAAUGGGUGACCACUUCCGAGAAAUGCUGAUGGCAAAAGUAAGGCAGCUCUUGCUCAGAAAAAGAGCGAAUAAGGAGAACUCAGAUGCUGGGAGGCAAAGAACAGAAAAAGAAAUUAGCGCAGGAUGA